Messenger RNA from Moneuplotes crassus, 676 nucleotides. NCBI's taxonomy places the organism in Eukaryota, Ciliophora, Spirotrichea, Euplotida, Euplotidae. The record is from the annotation of a GenBank genome assembly.
UAUUAGAAAAUUGUAUAAUUUUAAAAAUAAGAAUGAACGCAGAUUACGAUUAUUUGUUCAAAAUCCUCCUUAUUGGUAAUUCAGGAGUUGGUAAAUCCUCUCUUCUCUUGAGAUUCUCUGAUGAUACAUUCACUGGUAAUUUUAUGCCAACUAUCGGAGUCGACUUUAAGAUCAGAACCUUAGAAGUUGACGGAAAGACCAUUAAACUCCAGAUUUGGGAUACUGCUGGACAAGAGAGGUUUAAAACAAUCACCAGCUCUUACUAUAAAGGUGCCCAUGGUAUUAUUGUAGUUUAUGAUGUGACCGAUAAAGAAUCAUUCAAGAAUAUUGAUACUUGGAUGAACGAAAUCGAAAAACAUGCUUCAGAUAACGUCAGUAGAAUUCUAUGUGGAAAUAAGUCAGAUCUAGAAGACUCAAGACAAGUUUCUACAGAUGAAGGAAAGGAACUUUCUGACACCUAUAAUAUUAGGUUCAUCGAAUCAUCCGCUAAAGAAAACGCAAAUGUAGAAGAAGCUUUUACUUUAAUGACAAAAGAAAUUAAGAGCAGAGUAGUGCACACCGAGGCUAAGAAACCAAUGCAAACUCAAGGAAAGAAACUCAGUGCCAAAUCCAAGAGUGUAGGCAAGAAAAAGAAAGGCGGAUGCUGCUAAUUAGUGCUAAAUUACACAUACACAGA